CUAGCUAGCAUAAAUAGCAAAAAAAAAGGGUUAAUAAGAGUAUGGGAGAUGUGUUGCCAUGCAUUUAGGUGUAGCAAGAAAUGAGCUUAUUACAUGUGUCAGUGCUGGAUCUUGAUCUCAAUGAAGAUCCAUGGCCUUUUAAUUACCACUGCCUCUAAACAGAUAUAACGAUUAACAUGCGCAUGCAGCUUCAAGGCCAGGAGUAAUGGCAAAUUUGUUUCUCGCAUUGGGGUUAUCAUCAGACCAAGAAGAUCUAAAUUAUAGUUUUUGGAAUUUUAAGACAUACAGAGAGGUAAGUACUAAGCUUCAAAUCACAAAUCGUUUACAAGCCCUUUUUUCCGUUGUUUCUUCAGAUUAUAACAGCAAACCCACUUUCACACAGGUCAUGGUUGCCUCUUCGAUUGGCUUCAUCAUUGCAGCAGCAUUGCGGUAUCAUCUCAGGAAGCUAAGGGAUCAAAAGAUCAUCCCACGCUUAAGAUCAAGGGACAAAGGUCAUGGCCGCAUUGAAAAGCUCGAACGCUUCCCUCACUACGUAGCUAGGCAGAUGGGAUUUAAAGAUAGAAGAGAAUGCCCUUUGCUCUGCAAGUUAGCAGCAGAAUACAUCAGGAAAUCCGAAGGUUGCGAAGAAGAUAUUUAUACAUUCUUCUCCAAUGAGCCCGAUGUGGAUUCGCUCUUUGUUAAGCUCCUGGAGGAGUUUGAGAGAUGCAUUCUUAGUUAUUUUGCAUUCCAUUGGAGCCAUGCAGAUCUUAUGAUUUGUCAGGUAAUCAAGAUCAAUAUAUCUUUGAAUUGUUUUUUUGCCACAUUGUUUCAGGUAUUAAGUUCUGAUGCUGAACCCAAGAAAAAGCUCAAGCAGAUUUUCAUGGCAGCAACUAGAGAACAGAGAUUUGAGAGGGUGACAAAAAAUCUGAAGGUGGCUAGAGUUUUCACUACAUUGGUGGAAGAAAUGAAAGCAAUGGGGCUUACGUCAACAGAUGACUCUCAAUGUACAGAGGUGAUGGCUCCAGUGGCUCACAGUGAUAGAAGUCCAGUGCUGCUACUCAUGGGAGGAGGGAUGGGAGCUGGGAAGAGCACCGUGCUUAAGGACAUUCUCAAAGAACCAUUCUGGGCUGGAGCAGCAGGAAAUGCAGUUGUGAUUGAAGCAGAUGCCUUCAAAGAAACAGAUGUCAUCUACAGAGCCCUCAGCUCCAAAGGUCAUGCGGACAUGGUCCAUACAGCUGAAUUAGUGCAUCAAUCAUCUACAGAUGCAGCGUCAUCCCUUCUGGUGACAGCACUCAAUGAAGGGCGGGAUGUGAUCAUGGAUGGAACUCUCUCCUGGCUACCAUUUGUUGUGCAAACAAUAACUAUGGCCAGAUGUGUCCAUCGCCGCCGAUAUCGUAUGGGUGUUGGUUACAGGCAAGGACCUGAUGGGACUGUAACUGAGAACUACUGGGAACAAAUUGAGGAAGAAGAUCAAGUGCAAGAAGGAGGGAAAAAGCGGAAGCCAUAUAGAAUAGAGCUGGUUGGAGUUGUCUGUGAAGCCUAUUUGGCGGUUAUUAGAGGCAUAAGGAGAGCUAUAAUGUGUAGACGAGCUGUAAGGGUGAAGUCACAAUUGAUAUCCCACAAGAGAUUUGCAAAUGCAUUUCCAACAUACUGCCAACUGGUUGACAACGCCAGGCUAUAUUGCACAAAUGCUUUGGAAGGUCCACCUAAGUUGAUAGGAUGGAAAGACAGAGACAAGACUUUGCUAGUUGAUCCAGAUGAGAUUGGCUGCUUAAAGAAGGUGGGCAGGCUGAAUGAAGAAGCAGAUUCGAUAUAUGCACUUUACAAGUAUCCAAACCCUGCUUGUGAAGCCGGUUCAAUUUGGAAAGACAUUGUACUAUCACCUUCGAGAUUAAAUAUUCAACAGGAGCUGAAAUAUACCAUCCAGAAAGUGGAAAGAAUGGCUAAAGGAGUUUCAAGCUCAUGAAUAUUCACCAACGGAAAUUGCAGGCAGAAGGUGGUGUCUCAAACCUUUUGCUAUAUUUAUGACCAAGAAUGUUUACCAAGGUUGUAUUACGAUCGUGAAGCUUAUGUGUAAAAGUGCCUUUACUA
This is a messenger RNA of Durio zibethinus, 2070 nucleotides long. Lineage: Eukaryota; Viridiplantae; Streptophyta; Magnoliopsida; Malvales; Malvaceae. The record is from RefSeq and is a predicted model, not a curated record.